This is a messenger RNA of Mycena indigotica, 1029 nucleotides long. Its product is annotated as CxC2 domain-containing protein. The record is from RefSeq and is a predicted model, not a curated record. The coding region runs from base 1 to 1029 and encodes 342 amino acids. Lineage: Eukaryota; Fungi; Basidiomycota; Agaricomycetes; Agaricales; Mycenaceae. The transcript has 2 exons.
AUGCCAAACCCUCGUAUUUCGCGCAAGAACCUCGCUCUUCACCGCAACGGUCAACUGGCUGUUUCCUCUUUCCAGCCACUGCCCACUAUCAAUCGUAUGAACACGAAACCUAUCAAAAGCAGUGGUACAAUCUUCGUAACCGGCAAACAAACCUCCGCUUUCUUUCCAGGUCGAGCUCCGCGCCAAUCUCCCACGAAGAAGUUACCCAAACGUGAUGUUCCAGCAGCUGAAGGCGAUUUUACACCGGUGGAAUACCAUAUCCCUGGUGCGGGCUCGCGCAAGCGAGCCGCGCAGUAUGAUAACUGGAUGAAGAUGCUUCCCGACCUCGUUCCUCCCUACCUGCAACUCAUGGUGGACACGGACUCGCUCAAAAGAGUUGGGGACAUCCACCCUGGACGUGCCACUUGCGCUUGUAUCAAACGUCGGCUUCAAAUCACUGUUAUUCGAUGGAUCUCGAUCGAAGAUAUCGAACUCCAGAGCUGUCCUCAUUGCGACGCCUUCCGAGCCCCAAUUCUCCUGCUGCAGGGCGGACUCUUUCCCUGCAGUCCUUGCAAUCCAACUCUCGCGGUCGAAAUACCUUUACUCCAGUUCUUUAUCGAGCUCGGGCUCAACGUGGCGCCGAAUAAUACGGCAUUCUGCAAAACGCUAGAGAAUGUUCUGGCCGAAUGGGGGUAUAAGAUGGCGUCUGGGGAGCGCCUCCGUAUCCGAUUUGGGAAUACGACUCAAUGGUUCACCCAAUUGCGGCUCCUCGUUGACAAACGAGUCAACGAUGCCUUGGAACCGGCUCGGACCGCUGCCCGGAACCGUUAUGCCGAUGACACCGUCGAUCAUCCGAACGAGGAAGCUGUCAUUACCCCGCAUCAAGAAGGUGUCAUUACCCCGCAUCAAGAAGAUGUCAUUACCCCGGACGCCGAUCAGGGUCAAAACCGGACCGGGACCGGUACCCGCCUGCCGGUGGCCUCCAGUGCGAAGGCUGCUGGCAAGAAGCGACGUCGCGAGCAGGACCAAGACAUGGCUCCCCCCUCCUAA